AUGCCUCCCAACGUGGAACAUAACACUACUGACAACAAUGUUCGGCUUACUUCGCCACCAUCAUCUCCUUCGCAAUCCUCGCCAGAAACUGUCCUAUACAGCUCCAAGGGUGAGAGAAAGGAAGACGGCACUGACGAUCAGAUAUUCGACGCCGAGACUGUGGCAGCAUCACCAACCGCGCCACUGGGCAAAGAGCUCGACCUCGACCUUGACGAGAACGGCCCGACCGUCUGUAUAGUGUCCCACAUCGAAGGCGAGCCAGUGUACAUGUCGGGCGCCGUCUCGCCGCAGGACAAGAUAGCGGAUGACCCAAGCGUAGCCGGGAACGACAACAUUGACUGCGACUAUCGCCUUGUCUUCGACCAGAUGCCAUAUAGAGUCAUUCGCCGCAGUGCGCUCUACUCGCUGGGCAUGCCUCCGGAAACCGACACGCUCGUCGAUCGUCUGCCGCCACAGUUCGUCACCACGAACCUUGGCGUCCAGAGAGCUUGGGAAGAGUGGACUGCGUGGAUGCAGAAUGUCGAGGGAGAAGGGUCCGACGCAUAUUCCCUCGACUCGGCUGCCGUGUUGGUACAAGCAAUUAUACACCGAGGGGGUCUGCCUCCAACGAGUGGUCAACAAAUCAUCUACCCGGAAGAUAUCAUACCGCUUGAGCAUUUACAACCGGAUCGCGCUGGAGGCUGGGAGUGGAACGGCAGGACUGAGGUCUACGAUCCGACAUUUUGGGUAGAGUUGAAGAUGCAAGGGGAGAUUUGGAAGGAGAUGCCGGAGAUUCCCAUUUUCGUAUGA
Messenger RNA from Cladophialophora carrionii CBS 160.54, 789 nucleotides. RefSeq lists its product as uncharacterized. The transcript has a single exon. The record is from RefSeq and is a predicted model, not a curated record. The coding region runs from base 1 to 789 and encodes 262 amino acids. NCBI's taxonomy places the organism in Eukaryota, Fungi, Ascomycota, Eurotiomycetes, Chaetothyriales, Herpotrichiellaceae.